AUGACCACUUCUCCAAAUCAAUCGAAUCGGGACCCUCAAAUUGGGAGUGGAAACACGUCACCAGAAAAACACUGGACAGGACGUCUGCAGCAUCUAGGAUGGGCGGUAUGUCAUCACGCACAGAACUAUACAGGCGUAGGAAUUGUGUGUUCCGUUGCAUACUUUGACCCGGGGAGUUGGGGAGUCGAUCUUCAGGCAGGAUCUCAAUACGGCUAUAAGCUACUCUUCGUCGUUGUUUUGGCAGGUUUAUUCGCUGCAUUUCUUCAAGUUCUUGCAUGUCGACUCGGUGUGGUCACUGGGCUUGGUAAAUCCAGCUUCCCUAACAGAUCUACAUACCUCGCAUCCCACUGUCGCAUUCUCUUUCAUGGUCGACCACAUCAUACGAAACUUUGGCGAUGGGCAGUCCUUUACCCACUUUACGUGCUCUCAGAGGUAGCCAUCGUCAGUACCGAUCUUACUGAGCUCCUAGGCUCUGCAAUAGCCCUCUGUCUUCUUUUUCCAGCUCUUCCACUCUGGGCUGGUGUUCUGAUAACCGGAGCCGAUGUCUUAUUGAUACUGGCACUGGGCAACCCUCUUCGCGCUAGACCAGUGAGGAUUUUCGAAUGGAUCAUCGCUGCACUUGUGUUUGCUGUGCUCAUCUGCAUUGCAAUCAUUAUUGCGAGGGUCACUGUCGUCUGGGGUCAAGCCUUCGAUGGACUCGUUCCUUCUCAGGCACUUUUUGCCAAUGGCGCUCUUUAUACAUCCGUCGGAAUUCUGGGCGCGACGGUGAUGCCCCACAGUCUGUUCUUGGGUUCGCAUCUCGCGACCCAAGAUCGGUUAUCCAAAGAAUUAGUCGCCCCAGUCUCCCAGCUUUCGGAUAAUGCUCAUGAACGAGAGUCGCGAGAGGUAGGAUCAAGGCGCGAGCCCUUGCUAUGCUUUAGACGGGUGAUCCGGCGAAAUUGCCGGUCCUUGUUCAUAGUAUCUCGUGUCGAGUUAGGUGCCCGUCCGAAGUCUCAUGAACAUAGAGAGAAUAAUACCUUGGAGAUUCUAAUACUCGCCAGUGCCGUCUUUUAUUAUGGAUCAGGGGCGUAUGGCUCUGAAUCUUCAGCUAGCUUGUUUGAUACGCACACUCUCAUCAACAACACGAUUGGCAAAGCUGCUGCAUUGUUAUUUGCGCUCGCCCUGCUUGCAUCAGGCCAAAGUGCUUCUAUUAUCGCCACUGUAGCAGGGCAAAGCGUCUCUGAAGGAUUCCUGAACUGGAAAGUUUCGCCCAUUGUGCGGCGCCUCGUGACGCGCCUGCUAGGUUUGAUACCAUCUAUGACUAUUGCCAUUGUCCUUGGAGCAAACGGCAUCAACUUUUUGCUUGUCGCAAGUCAGGUCAUCUUGUCGAUAGUCCUCCCAUUCAUCACGUUUCCGCUGAUAUACCUCACCUCAUCGUCGCGCAUUAUGCGAGUGCGUAAACCAUCCCCGGGCAGUAAGAGUAUCAAUCCACUCGACAGUUUGGAAGCUUCCUCCCCGCCUGCAAUCAAAUCAGUAGAUUCCGACCCGGAGAUGCUUCAGACACAGGACUUCGUGGACUUCAGUAGCGGGAAGUUCAUGACGUCGCUUGGGUGCCUGAUAUGGCUUGUGAUUGUGGUAGCUAAUGUGUAUGUGCUUGUAACUCUGGGAAUGGGACAAGGUGGUAUAUUCAUCCAUUUCAUGGGUAUUAUCGGAAUGGCUCUGCGCGCUCUGUAUAUCAAUCUUUCCAUUCAGAGCGUGGGUUAUCGCGAAUCCAUCGUGCGCAAUUGGCCCGUCGUCUUCGAUAAAAGCCAACGUUCUGCUUGCAAGACCGAGAUCGUUUACUACCAGCUCCCAGUCUUGCAACAGCUUCCAAACCAACGGGCAUAUGCCGGGGAUUUACUCGACGUGUUUCCUUCCUCAAGGGAAGAAUGCGAGGCCCAAGUGAAAAACUUUCAUGGUGCUAUCUUCAAGAAACUUAACACCGAGACGGAGGCUCUCGCAUUCAUCGCCAGAGAGUCGUCGUUCAAGCCGCCCUCUUCGGGAGCGUCCUCGUCUACAGUAUUGCCUGCUAUCAAAAGCCCUCCGUGGGUCGCCUCCACGAGCGUGCCGUCAACAUCGUCGAACUCAGGCGCAUCCCACACUUCGGCUGCUGUAAGUGUCGACGAAGAUGAGCCUGGAAAUAUCGCUGAACGAUGUCCUGGAGAUCAGACCAAUAAUAGGGCAGAACUUAUUGCAAUCGUUCGGGUAUUGGAGACCGCACCAUUCUCCCAGCAACCACUCAUGAUCAAAACGGACUCAAGCUAUUCCAUACAAUGCUUCGAAUCCUGGUUGCCAAAGUGGAGCGUAAACGGUUUUCGAACGGCCAAUGGCCAACCUGUUAAGAAUGCUGAACUUAUCAGGUACUUGGCGGCAUUGCUGUAUGCCCGUGAAAGAGCAGGACCGAAAGUCAGGUUCAAGCAUGUCAGAGGUCAUGUUGGAAUCGAAGGUAAUGAGUGCGCCGACCGAUUGGCCAAUGAUGGCACUCUCAAACCAGAGCUGCCGGAGCGGGAUUGGGUGCAGCUAACUCGUGACUUGGAAAACAAGUCAACGAUAUCGAGGGUGAUACCUGAGUCAGUCAAGGUAACUGACCAACUAGUCCCGUAUUAUGACAUGGCUAAGCCAAUUCCAUCGAAGUUGAACGCAGCUUCAUCGCGACAAAUCGCUAGUAUAUCUGCUAGCGGUUCCUCUAGCAGUACUAGGCUUCCACAACCAUCCGUCACAACGCGUGUUUCGUACCCUCCAAGGGACCCCACACCUAAACCGGCGACUCUGAGCCAAGCAGAAUUAGAUGCCUAUGCAAGUUGCCUUCUUGACGUCGACCAGUUCACCAAUCUGGAGGUGGAUGAUUUGGAAUCUGACUUCUAG
This is a messenger RNA of Suillus paluster, 2883 nucleotides long. Its product is annotated as natural resistance-associated macrophage protein-domain-containing protein. Gene Ontology annotation, cellular component: membrane. Gene Ontology annotation, biological process: intracellular manganese ion homeostasis; iron ion transport. Gene Ontology annotation, molecular function: manganese ion transmembrane transporter activity; cadmium ion transmembrane transporter activity; nucleic acid binding. Lineage: Eukaryota; Fungi; Basidiomycota; Agaricomycetes; Boletales; Suillaceae. The record is from RefSeq and is a predicted model, not a curated record. The transcript is spliced from 17 exons. The coding region runs from base 1 to 2883 and encodes 960 amino acids.